AUGACAAGAAUCUCUGAUCUUUCACAAGAUUUGAUAGAGGAGAUACUCUCUAGGCUACCGUUAACAUCUCAGCGAGCGGCUAGUUCCACUUGCAAACAAUGGAACGAUUUAUAUAAAGACGAAAGUUGUACAAAGAAGCACCGUGGUAAAGCAGCUAACGAUACCAUGAUGAUCAGGGUGUGUAAUUCUAGGGCUUGUUUAGUGAGCGUCGAUCUCCAGGGAGCCCGUAUGGUGAAGUCUGAUUCCGUGGUAUGGAACCCGUAUUUGGGACAAGCCAGGUGGAUCAAACCCAGCAAAUUUUUCUCAAAGUUCGAUAGGUAUUGUCUCGGAUACGACAACAAGAACAACCACAAAAUCUUGAGUGAGAGAUUUAGACAUUGCCUUGAUCUGGAAUCUAACUACGGUAAUGGAGAAACUGUGAUUCUAUCUGCUGUUAAAGAAGAACAGCUUGCAGUGUUAAUUUACCGCGUGGAUACAAAUGCGAUUGAGAUACGGAUUACAAGAAAGAUUGAGGCCAAUGAGGUGUCGUGGAGAAAUUUCUUAAAAGUUGAUAUGAAGCCGUUCAUGCUCAGGGGAAUGUUCUCGAUGUCUCCUCCGUGUAGGAGUUUCUUCGUCGACGAGAAAAAGAAAUUGGCAUUGAUUUGUGAUAAUCACUUCAGCAGAGCUUACAUGAUUGGAGAGGAUAAUUACUUCAAAAUAGUUGCUCAAGGAAAAACUACACAUUGGCCGGUUGUGUGUUCUUAUGUUCCGAGUUUGGUGCAGAUUCCGAAAGGUCCAGUACAUGCACGAGGCAAAAGGAAAGUACGGGAUUAUUAG
Molecule: messenger RNA, 816 nt
Organism: Brassica napus (rape)
Lineage: Eukaryota; Viridiplantae; Streptophyta; Magnoliopsida; Brassicales; Brassicaceae
Product: F-box protein At3g49510-like
Exons: 3
Coding region: 1-816 (271 amino acids)
Molecular function (GO): protein binding
Source: RefSeq, a predicted model, not a curated record